Messenger RNA from Juglans microcarpa x Juglans regia, 1801 nucleotides. Its product is annotated as ADP,ATP carrier protein ER-ANT1. Gene Ontology annotation, cellular component: mitochondrial inner membrane. Bases 727 to 1629 code for a protein of 300 amino acids. Gene Ontology annotation, biological process: mitochondrial ATP transmembrane transport; mitochondrial ADP transmembrane transport. The record is from RefSeq and is a predicted model, not a curated record. Lineage: Eukaryota; Viridiplantae; Streptophyta; Magnoliopsida; Fagales; Juglandaceae. Gene Ontology annotation, molecular function: ATP:ADP antiporter activity. The transcript is spliced from 4 exons.
CGUAUCUCUCUCUCUCUCUCUCUCUGAAACAGACCCCGAGACCCGCCGUGUUCUCUCGACUGGAGCCUCCGAAUCAGACGUAUGAAACCGAUGCUUCCUCUACAGACGAAAGAAACCCACGGUCUGUGUUGUAUUUGUGCCAUUUCUUCUUCUUCUUCUUGUUUUUUAUCAGUUUGGAGUUCAGAACAAUCUGUAUAUAUGGUGCUAUUCUGCUGCUAAUUGGAUUAACGUGUUCUGCUAAUUCUGUUCAUCGGAAUUUUGUAGUUUCAUAUUCUCACAUUGAACUUGAAAAACCUUGAUGUAUGGAAGAUAUUAAGAAUAUUUGUAAUCCGUGAUCGGUGACUAUGAGUCCGUCUACGUACAAUCCCUGAAAUGCAGUCCUCGGGUACUCUUCCUACGUCUCCUUUGUCCACAUCUUCUCUUCAAUGACCAAAAAGUUUCCCUCUAUUCGAGUUCCGCCCAGCCUGCAGUACCAAAUUUCCCUCUGCUUUCGAGUUCCCUCUGCAGCUCCGUCCGCCGGCGUCGACUGGAUCUCUUCUCCUCCACCACCGUCGGCCAGUAUGUUUUCAGGGAUGCGUUCUCUUUUUGGGUGAGGUCAGCACAUCACUCGUCCUCCCCACAGCUUUCAUCACAGCUCUGCUGCCGCACCGACCACCAAGAGACCAUUGUCAACCGAAGACGACGCCACCGACCAGAGCUAAAGAGGCAAAUUAUGAGAUAACAGGAAUGGCGACACAAUCUGAGCGAUUCUCUCUAGAUUUUCUAAUGGGAGGGGCAGCAGCAAUAGUAGCAAAGAGUGCAGCUGCACCAAUCGAGAGAGUGAAACUUUUGUUGCAAAAUCAAGGAGAGAUGAUAAAGAGAGGUCAGCUCAAGAGACCAUAUACGGGUGUUGGCGAAUGCUUUGGAAGGGUCUUGAGAGAGGAAGGCCUGUUGUCUUUCUGGAGAGGUAACCAGGCAAACGUCAUACGAUAUUUCCCUACUCAGGCUUUCAACUUUGCAUUCAAAGGUUACUUCAAAAGUGUUUUUGGACGCUCAAAAGAGAAGGAUGGAUACAUAAAGUGGUUUGCCGGUAAUGUGGCUUCAGGAAGUGCUGCUGGAGCUACUACCUCAUUGUUUCUAUAUCAUUUGGAUUUUGCACGUACUCGACUUGGCACUGAUACAAGGGAUGGUCAACGCCAGUUUAAAGGGCUACUAGAUGUAUACAGAAAAACCUUGUCAAGUGAUGGAAUUGUAGGCCUGUACCGGGGUUUUGGGCCUUCAAUCAUUGGCAUUACUCUGUAUAGAGGCAUGUAUUUUGGGAUCUAUGACACAAUGAAGCCGAUUGUUUUGGUUGGACCUUUCAAGGGUAACUUCUUUGCCAGUUUCUUGCUGGGUUGGAGCGUCACAACAGUCUCUGGCAUCUGUGCAUAUCCCUUCGACACUCUGCGACGGAGAAUGAUGAUGACCUCUGGACAACCUGUAAAGUAUUGCAAUGCCAUGCAUGCUUUCCUCGAGAUCAUUCGCCUUGAGGGUUUCAUAGCGUUGUUCCGUGGAGUUACCGCAAAUAUGCUUGCGGGGAUGGCAGGGGCCGGUGUACUUGCAGGAUACGAUCACCUACAUCGAAUUGCAUCCAGACAUGGUUAUAAUUGACAAUGGUUUUAAUUUUGAGCCGCAUCAAAGAGUUCUAAAGCGAGUCCUGGCCUUAUGAUUUGUAUAUUAACAUGCUUUAUCCAUUGUUUACUGAAGAAGGGUCCUUUGAAAAUGUACAUUGAUGGUAAGAAGAAAAUAAAAUAAUAUGAUCAGAUAUGUUUGAAGUGGUUCA